Amphiprion ocellaris (clown anemonefish) is the source of this 2365-nucleotide messenger RNA. Its product is annotated as coiled-coil domain-containing protein 138. NCBI's taxonomy places the organism in Eukaryota, Metazoa, Chordata, Actinopteri, Pomacentridae. The record is from RefSeq and is a predicted model, not a curated record. The transcript is spliced from 15 exons. Bases 60 to 1937 code for a protein of 625 amino acids.
CUGAAAGUACACAGACAAACCAGAAUUAUUGGUUGACUGUAGCCACAGUUAUUGUAGCUAUGAACCAGCAGUUUAAGGAUACCGAUACAGCUGAUACAGUGGACAGGCUUCAGCAGAAAUAUCUCGAAAGGAGGAAACAGUUUCCACCAUCAGAAGACAUAACCUCAGGAACCAGAGAUGAAGCAUUACAAAGGCUCAUUUUGGCCCACAGGUCCAAACAGCCAAGCAAAGAGUUGAAAAGCUACAGUGACGCCUUACGUGAGCUUUUCAAAGCAGUUACCAACUGCCCUGACCGGUUGGGCACUGAUCACAGUCUACAUGACAGUGAGGAAGACCUGAGUGCAGAUUCUACAGCAGUCCCACUUCAGGACUCUCAGGUGCUGUUUACAGAAACAGAUGUGACCUUGCCCUCCUGUCUGCAUGGUAGUCCCGGGUCCCAGGAAACUGAAAGAGACAGAGAGUUGCAGUUUGCUCGACAAUUCCCUGCCUCGUGUGGCUCCUCUUCCUUAGUACUAGCAAAGGUUUACCAAGAGAUGAUGACAAUCUACGAACAGCUAAAGGCAGAGCGACAAAGUCAGCAGCAAUGGGAAAGAGAGUUGUUUGAGCGAGAAAGGAGGCUAAAACAGAAGGAGGAGGCUUUGUUGAGACUGGCUGGGCUGGAGGAGAUGGUCCAUGCUCGCAUUCAGGCUAUAGAGGAGAACCAUCAGCAAGAACUGAGCCAGCUGCAGGAUCUUCUUCGAGAAAGGACUAAAGAGAACAAGAGGCUCAAAUCCAGCUUCGGAACAAUCAAGGAGCUGAAUGACAACAUGAAGAAACAGGUGAAUGAGAUCAGUGAACAGAAUAAGAAGCUGGAGAGCCAGUCAAAGAGGGUGCAGGCUCGACUUGAGAACCUACAGAGGAAGUACGAGCAGAGCAUACCAUCAAGAGGCCAUCAGAAAGGAAGCGUGAAGAGUACAGAUUGUAUUAAACCACUCAAAAAGGAGAAAAAUGCUGCGUCUGGAAAACCCAGCGAGAAGGGCAGCUCAAGUCCCGUAUCUCUAAAGCUCCUGGACCUUCUACUGGACUGGGUACUUGAUGGACAGAUGUUCUCAUCAGUAGCAGGAAAUGAACUGAAAGGUGUAGGCCAGUGUUUGCCUCAGGAGGUUGUACUCAGUGAGAGAUGUCUCAAGGUGCUACCAUUAAUGGCAGAUCAGCUUCACCACACUCCUUUAUCAGAACCCAACCUUCUGCUCAACGUUCUUCGCCUCAUUUAUUGGGCUUUGAGACACUUGGAUGACAGCAAACAGCAUGUAACAUUAUCUGCCACGCUGCGGCGGAUAGGAGAGGAAGUGUCGAAGCCCGCAGUCCAGUCAACAGUGCUGAAGUCCUUGGAUCCAGACCUGCCCAAGUCCUGCACUGAAGCAACUGGACCCUUCAGGAGUUUGCCCCUUUACCAGAGCCCUUGUCCUCACACACGUAUUCUUUCCACCCUCAUCAUCUUACGCACCAUUACACAAGCUGAUGUGCUGGCCCAGGCGCUUGAGAACCUCCGCACUGAACUGAUGUGUGAGGACAGUCGAGGCGUGUUCAUCCACUCCGGAGGCCUGCGUGUGCUGCUGUUGAUGCUUCGGGCCGGACGUGCAGGGCUAGAAACACCGAUAGACAUCCUGAUGCAGCUCUGUGAACAGUCCCGCUACUUAAAUUCCUUUCUGGAGGCAUGUAGCUGUGAGGAGUUUUUCAGAGCAGCUUCCCAGCUCCUUAAAAACCCUCGUCUGGAGCUGCCAUCACUGGAGAAACUCUCUAUCCUUCUACAGAAGCUCUCCAGCAUCAGGAAGAACCGUCAUCUGUUUGAGCUGUCCUCCCUCCAUCACCAGAUACAAGAGCUGCAUCACAAAACCAACCCGGCACACACGUUCCUCUGCCUCAACAUCCGAUCCAUCCUUCACAACCUUAAAUAAGACACACGUGGUUCUCUGCUUCAUCGUGAAUACAAGGUUUCUAUAACAGCUCAGAUUCCUUAUUCAAGAUGACAUUCCCUCUAUUUUACAACUUCAAGACUUUACUUGCUCUUUUAAUGUGUGUUCAAACUCAUUAUCGACCAUACGUGAAAGCAGCAGCUUGAUUCCUGCUCUACCUCAAAUGACAUCUGCAGACAAAUUUUUUUAUUAUUAAUACACGGAUGUGUUUUUGAAGUUCUUUUGUCUGUCAGAAGUGCUGUUUUAAGGCUCUGUGUGCUGUGCACUUGUUGGCCCACGCUGUUUGUGCUCUAAAAUGCUAAUCUGAUGUCUUUCUUUGAUGAAAACCCAUAAAAAAAAGACUGUCACGCUUGCAAGAGGUUGUGACUGUGAAAGUUUUAAUGGCAAUAAACAAAAAGAGCUGAAGUGCA